Molecule: messenger RNA, 1090 nt
Organism: Arachis ipaensis
Lineage: Eukaryota; Viridiplantae; Streptophyta; Magnoliopsida; Fabales; Fabaceae
Source: RefSeq, a predicted model, not a curated record
AUGGACAACAACCAUUCUACAAUGGAUGCCAAGACAAUAGUUACGGUGGACCUUCUCGUGACAACCAACCCUCACCAGUAUACUACAGUCAAGAGCCAUUCCGAGAAAGGAAAAGAGGGAGCCUCCGUCGUUUCGCCACCGUUCAGCCCAUCACCGCUGCCAUGUUGCCACCGAGCCGCGGGUCACGAUGGGAAGAGAGAAAGAGAGGCGCGCAGAGUUCAAAAGGAGAGAGAGAGGCCGAACGCGAGGGGGGAGGGAACCCUCAUCGUUGCCGUUCGUGGAGUCUGCGCCAGCACUGUCGUCGCUGUAGCGGAGGAGCGUCCCUGUCUCUGCGAGCUGCCGCCAUCAAAGCUUCUACUUCUGCUUUGUUGCUUCUGCUGUCACGCCGUCGUCCCUCUAGAUAUCGCUGCUUCUAAAUUCCCUGUCACUAGUUCUCUGCUUCUGAAUCCCCUGUCACUGGUUCUCUGCCUCCUCAUUGUGGCUCAACCUCUGUUUAGACAGUGUUAUGUUAGUAAGGGGUUGCUUGGAUGUCUUGGACUUUUUAAUAUUCUUAUUUUAAUUCCAAUUGCCUUCAUACUCAAUUUCACCAAACUGGAACCUUUUCAUACACUUACCCUGAAGCAGCUUGGUCUGAUCAUUGGCAAAGGCCAGCGUGGAAGGAAGCUUGUGCUACUCUUCAAAAGCUCCUUUCAGGUAGGUUCUUUCAACCAAAGCACUCUAGCUUCUCAAGCAAAGAACAUGAACUUUUAUAGCAUGAAGUAUAUAUUGUCUUUAAAUUCGCCAGACAAGAUAAAGAUCAGAUUUAAGAUUCUUUCUAAUUCUUUAUGUGGAGCAGUUACCAUUAAAGCCAAGAGAGUCCACUCGAGCUGGGUUACCACACCAACUUUGUUGAAGAAAAAUGAAGAAAUUGUCACCCUUAGGCUAUAGUAUUUUUGUAUUUUGAAAAAUGAUGAUGAUAUAAGUAAAAGUAGUUAUGACCUAGACUAGUAUUAUGUUAUUUUGCAAUGAUGAUAUAUUGUGAUUGUGGAUCUUAUAACAAUUUUUAUAAGUCAAAUUUGUUGGUAAAUGUUCAAUUAGUUUUCUUUAGUAA